Molecule: messenger RNA, 1766 nt
Organism: Ananas comosus (pineapple)
Lineage: Eukaryota; Viridiplantae; Streptophyta; Magnoliopsida; Poales; Bromeliaceae
Product: phospholipase D delta-like
Exons: 2
Coding region: 16-408 (130 amino acids)
Biological process (GO): phospholipid catabolic process
Cellular component (GO): plasma membrane
Molecular function (GO): D-type glycerophospholipase activity
Source: RefSeq, a predicted model, not a curated record
UCGCAGGGUCAGACUAUGCAGAUGAUGUAUGAAGUUAUUGGGCAAGAGCUCAAAUCUAUGAAGCUUGAGAAUGCGCAUCCACAGGACUACCUGAACUUCUACUGUCUUGGUAACCGCGAAGAAUUGCCCAGUGAUAUUUCAGAGAACUAUGAUCAUCCUACAGAAAAUAGUCCUGUGGCCUUGGCCCGAAAAUACCGGCGUUUCAUGAUUUAUGUUCAUGCAAAGGGGAUGAUUGUAGAUGAUGAGUAUGUGAUCUUGGGAUCAGCCAAUAUUAAUCAAAGAUCUCUAGCUGGAACAAGAGAUACCGAAAUCGCUAUGGGCGCAUACCAACCCCAUUAUACAUGGGCCGAGAAGAAGAGGCAUCCACAUGGACAGGUUCUAUCAAACACUCUUUUGCUCACAAGCUGAGAAAGAUAUUGUUCUGUUUUUGUUAUACAAAUUAUCUAUCUGAUAUUCAUAUUGCAUAACUAGUAUCUAUUGAGAAGAAGAUUCUUUUAAGUAGGGGAAAUAAUAAGCUUCCAAUUGGUGCCUGUAAUUUCAGAACCUGGAAUCUCGGUUCCGGUUUCUAUCGCAGGCAAAUUAUCUUUGUCGAUAUGUUGUUACGUUAGCGAGGCCAAAUAGGCGCUGAUUACUUUCCUCCUAUUAUAGAAUACCACUCUGAAGAGCAUUGUGAUUAAAUGAGAGGUACAGAGUUGAUCACUUUCAUCAUAACUAGCAAGAAUAGCCAUCAUACUGAAUAUGCAAGAUUUCAAAUUCAGUGUCUAUGAGACAAUUUAUGAUAUUCUCUGGUUAUUUUCUUAUGCCAAUCUUCGUAAUAUCAAUAUUUAAGCACCAUAAGGAAGUGAGUCAUUAUCUUUUUCUUUUUCAAUUAAUUUAUUGUAGUUAAAAGUAAUCUGGGAUGGGCUUCUUUUUAGCUAUGUUAUCAUUCAUAUGCAAACUCUUCUUUAUGGUUUUUAUAUUGGGACAAAUUGCGAAGGAAAAUCUAUCACAAAGUUCUUCCAACUAUGAAAUCCCUGACUACCUUUUCUAACUAGAAGUAGAAGUUUUAAAUUAGAGCUACUUUUAAAGCCGAGAAACUCAUUUUCGCUUUCCCCCGUAGCCAAAAGCUCUAUACUGUUUUAGACAAAUGCCUGGCUUCCUUCUCUGGAAGUCAUUAAACUAAGCAAAUGCAUUUAACAUUUGUAUCGUCCUACUGUUUCUACUUACUCUACAUGCAUUUGCAGAUAUACGGAUAUCGAAUGUCUCUAUGGGCCGAGCACCUCGGCGCACUGGACGGCCGGUUCGACGAGCCGGGCAGGUUAGACUGUGUGAGGCUCGUAAACCAGAUAGCUGAAGAGAACUGGGAGCGAUACACUGCAGAGGAGGAGAUGAGAUCACUCCAAGGCCACCUUCUCAGGUACCCAAUUAAGGUGGAAGCCAACGGUAAGGUCGGGCCCCUGCCCGGCCACGAGUGCUUCCCCGACGUUGGUGGUAGGGUUUUAGGAGUGUCCACGACACUUCCGGAUACACUAACCAUGUAAAAUGUUCUAUUUUCUAGCAGAAGGAAAGAAAAAUCUGAAAAGAGGAGAGGUUUUCCUUUUCUUUUGUCUUAGAUUGCUGAGCGAGAGUUGGUUUAAUGUUCGUUGUGCAUAAUAAUAGUGAUGAUAAUAUACAUGCAUGGUGCUCUUCUUUUUUUUUUUCUUUUUUCCUUGUUUGCCUUUGGGACAAUUACAAGUAGACCCCUCAAAACUUGAAAAAUAUCACAGCUAUCUGUUCAAAAUUGUUAA